AUGGAUGGGCAAAAAAUGGAUCUGGAUAAGGAUUUACCGUCGAAGAAGGAAUUCUAUGAUAAGUUCGAUGGGGAAGAUGGAACGGAGUGCACUAACAUAAGGGGCGGCACAGUGAAUUUGACGGAUAUAUUAAGACAAGCAUUAGCAGAAUACAGCAGCUAUUCAUACAUGGCGUUUUUUUUCACCAAGGCUUAUUGUCUCGCAUGUAAGAGAAAGGAGGAUUUUACAGCUAAUACAGAGAAGUCACACUUAAAGGAAGCACCAUGUCAAGCCUUCUAUCAUUGGAUGGGAAAAACGAACUCUACCCUUCUGGAUGAGAAGAAGUUAAAGGGACUUGUAGAAAAUAUUUACACGACGCUGGGAAGUUAUUUCGGUGAUAAUAAAUGUAAUGUUACAUACGCUGACGUUGACAAUACCAAUGAGCUUUUCAAGCACAGAAGGAAGUUAUUCGAACAUUACUAUGAUUGCCUUCAUGUGCGAAAGUAUUUAGAGCAAGUAAGUGACGCAACGAAGGAUGGAAAUUGGGCUUUCUACAAAAAUGACGUUGAUUCGGCAUGUAAGUCUGUAGGAGAGCACUGCGCUGGUAAUAAUGACCCCUAUUGCAAGGAAUAUAACAACACCUACAAAUAUUACUGCAACGGAAUAGAGGAACAACCAAUGAAGUGUCCUACAUUAACGGAACUCCCAGCACAUUCGGAAUUGCAGACGGAACUCCAGGAGGAAACUGAAACAGAACCCGAGGUGAAAAGCACGGCACUAGAGUUCUCUGGUUCUGGGCAUGAGAGGGGGGAUACUGCGCAAACAAUGGACAGCCACUUCAGAACAACGCUUCCUACAGGAAGCACCACUGGUAGUGGUGCCCAACGCGGUUCUCCCAUCGUAUCUACCGCCGUGGGUGGUACAUUAUUCACAUUAGGAUUACCAUUAGCUGCUUUCCUUUCUUACAAGUAUGAUCUCCUACCCUCUUCGAUAAGUAACCGACUUAAGAACAUUGUAGGAGGGGGCAGUAGCAGAAGUAGAAGAGUAAGAUCUGUGAGACGAAAUUUCGAUGGUUCCACAGCGGAUGAUGCUUCAACAGUAGGUUCCACAUUAGGUGACGACUCAACAGUAGAUUAUUCCACAGCAGAAGAUGUUUCGACCAUCUAUGAUGAUGGACAACGACGUCAACCAACCGGAAGAACACGAACAAGAACAAAUAAUGGAAGAUCAGGGAAUAUACGUUACUAUGCCACGUAA
Plasmodium knowlesi strain H is the source of this 1236-nucleotide messenger RNA. RefSeq names its product KIR protein. Bases 1 to 1236 code for a protein of 411 amino acids. Lineage: Eukaryota; Apicomplexa; Aconoidasida; Haemosporida; Plasmodiidae. The transcript is spliced from 3 exons. The record is from RefSeq and is a predicted model, not a curated record.